AUGCGGCCCCUGCCUGCGCUUGCGCCUGUGCUCGUUGCAGUGACGCUGACCCAGCUAGUGUGCCACUGCUUUGUAAACACCAAAUAUCAAAUACAGCUAGACCACAGCAUACCUAGUGACUUCCUCCACAACGACCGUUCGCAUAAGUAUACCAAUGUGACCAUCGGGAAUGACUCCUUUUUGUGCCUCCUCGGAAAGUCAAGCAGGUCUGGCGAUGCCAGAGAAGGGGGGACUACUUCUCCCUAUAACGAUGAGGAAGAAGAGGUAGCACUCUCGGGGUGUGAUGAUCUGGGGGUAUUUAAAAAGGGAGGAGAAGCAUCCGAGGGGAUAAACAACUACGUGGAGGAAAAACUAUAUCGAAGCAAUUACCUCUUGAAGCAUUCUCAGGGGAAAGGAAUAUAUUACGAAUUACAUACACAGAAUGACCCCCCCUUGUUAGGCACAUGGGAAGGGGGGGCACCCCAAAUGGUUGGGAGUAAAAUGGAAGCGGGAGAAACGACGGGCAAAGAGGGAGAAGAAGGAGAAACCACCAGCAAAGAAGGAGCAGGAAGGGACACCACACGCAGUAGCCACCGAUACAGGGAGGCCAACCCAGCAAUAAAGAAACACCACACAGGAAGGAGGGGGUCCCCCCAAAAGCACCGCUUUAACGAAAUCAGCGUAGCUCAACGGAGGAAUAGCGCACGCCGAGCCAUACAGUGCAACUUCCAAAAGGUGUAUGACUACAUUUUCUACAAGCACAAAUUCAAUGUGUAUCAUAAAAACAGAACGUACCAAAACGUGAAUGAACAAGUUUUACUAAAAAAUCAUAUGAUAAGGGGGAAAAUGCUCACCAUAAAAAAUGUCUGCAUUGAUGCGUUUACACCGUCGAGUGAGAAUGAACUGAAAAUCUGCGUAAACAAAUCCAUUUCAUUUGUUUCGAAAAGGUAUGAUCAGAAAAAAAUCCAAAGUAAGAGCAGAAAACACACAUGCAUUUGUAGCUACCACAAUGACAAAGAUCUGCUCUUCGUUAACAACACCGUGGUUCAGUACUACAGCGAUGGGAUAUAUUUGUUCGAGGUCCUUUUCAUAUGUGGGAACAAUAACUUACGAGUUAAUAGCUUCGAAAAAUUGCACCGACAUUAUUUCCCCUUAAUUUUCCAGAUAUAUGAACAUGUUCAGGCGAAUUUGACCCAAAUGUACAAAAUUAUUCUAAACAAAUGGUCAAACAAGCAGCCUUACUUUUUUAAAACCUUUUCCAUGUACCGCUACAGUGAUGGUUACUUCAGAGCGUUAAAGGAAAAGCUAAAUAACAUGUUGAAUGCAUUUUUUCCCAACGUAAAACAACUCUACCGUGUAACUCUAAGUGCCUACAUGUUCUGUGAUUACACCCAUAGGGUAAACCCACCCAAUCAUUUCUUGCUAAAAGGACUAAUGAACAAGUGCUUCCAGUUCAGUAAGCAUGACGAAUAUAUUUAUGAAGUCUGCCUGCCCAACAGUGUUAUCCGAUAUGAGAAGGACGAAUACGAUAGAGUAAAGUACCCCCUUACUUUGCUAGGAUCUUCUGAUCGCUCCACAAAUGAAGGAAAACCUUUUUUCGAAAAAAUGUAUGAUGCGUUUCCUGUGCUCAAAAUGAAUUAUAGGCUUCGUAAAGAUUCAGAGAAUUAUCUGAAGACAAAUAAGGGGGCAAUUACUCAAUCGGCUGUUAUAUCCAUUAUGCGGGAGGAGGACAUUGAUCAUGCGGCUGUCUUCUCCGGGGGGAAUUUCCCCUCGCAGGGUUAUCCCCCUUCAUCCAACCAGCUCUCUACCUCAUCCAUUUUGGCGCCCGGCUCGGCGACUGUCCUUUCGCCGUCAUCGGAGUACACUCAGAAUGGUGGUAACAGUGGUAGUAGCCAUCGUAGCGAUGGUAGCAGUCGUAGCAGCCGCAGCAGCCGUAGCGGCGAUGGACACGGCCAAAAUGCCCACCCACUCCUAACUACCUUCAAAGCCACAAUUACGCCCCUGAAAGAGGCAGUCACCCCCCCUCCCUACUUCUCCUUUGCCACGGACCGAAUUCCAUACAUAAGCACAUACAUGAUAGACAAGCCAGUGGAGAUUUUAAAAUACGGGAGCGAAAACUUCUACAAAGCUUUAGCGGUUGAUUUGAGGGGAGGACGGUGCAGAGACUCUCUUGGCGAUGUACACGAUUACAUAACGACCAUUUACUUCGACUGCUCUUUGCAUUACCAGAACCAGACGCAGACAAACAUAAUGAACAUAUUCCAGACCACGGAGUGCCACUACUACGUGCAUGUGUCGUCUCCUGUCCUUUGCGCCCACCCGACCCUGCACACGUCCGUCAAAUCGCAGAAAGAAGUCAUACGGUGUUUCAGAAAUGUGUUCGCAGCGAGCGCCCAGAGGGUGGGCCGCUCCAGAGGUAGAAGCGGAAGCAACAGUGACUCCGCUAGCUCUCGCGAGGGAGAACCCGCCCAAGACGAUCCCUACCUCAGUGACGCAGACAAGUUCUACCUCCACCAGUUUCGGGAAAACAGAAAAAAAAUGCUGAAGAAAAAAAACAUGCACGCACUCGAAUCCGUGCCCAGGAGUACCAAAAUGGAGUUUGGCGUAAAAUAUGACUUCGGGUUAGGAAAUUAUAUCCGAAAAAGAGUGUACAAAGGAACCCCCAUUUUUCACAUUGGCAACAUUGUGAGGCAUCGAUACUGGAAUUACGAAGCAGUGGUGGUCAGCUGGGACUACAUAUGCUACGCGCCAGCCGAGUGGAAAUAUCAUUUCUUUCUCGAGUACCCAACCGAAGUUCAAAACUCGGUGCAUUACCUCCUUCUGGUUAAUAAAGACGGGAAAAAGGAAGGCGCAAUUUUGCAUGACCGUUCAGCUUACACGGAUCAUCCUAACAAACGUACAGAAACUUCACACAGGAGACAGGUUAAACACGCAACUGCUAAUAUGGCGUGGGAAAAAGUACGGCUCAACGUGAGCGAAGAACAACCAUUCCAUGAUGACCACUUCAACUUCGCUUACGUUCCCGAGUCCAGUUUGGUGUAUGGAGAAAAUAUGAUUUACAGCGAACAUUUGUCGAAAUUUUUCGAACAGUACAAUUCCUUUUUUCAUUUUUACAUUCCCAAAAAGGAUCAUAUAAUUUGGAAGCUUUUCCCGUAUGACUUCUUCAACCUUAUAUUUUGA
Molecule: messenger RNA, 3159 nt
Organism: Plasmodium inui San Antonio 1
Lineage: Eukaryota; Apicomplexa; Aconoidasida; Haemosporida; Plasmodiidae
Exons: 1
Coding region: 1-3159 (1052 amino acids)
Molecular function (GO): DNA binding
Source: RefSeq, a predicted model, not a curated record